This is a messenger RNA of Lactuca saligna, 1395 nucleotides long. The record is from the annotation of a GenBank genome assembly. NCBI's taxonomy places the organism in Eukaryota, Viridiplantae, Streptophyta, Magnoliopsida, Asterales, Asteraceae.
AUGGAGAGAGAGAUCCAGGAGGGAUGGAACCAAGUUCACCAGAGAAAGAAAUUCGGGAGAGAGUUUGACAUAAAUGGGAAAACUGUAACUUUCUAUGUUCAGAACUUCCCUCCAGAUUGGAAUGAAGUGGCAUUAUGGCGGAUGUUCAGCAGAUUUGGGAUUGUUGUAGAUGUUUGUAUUGCCAAGAAACUGAUCCGUCUCAAGAAGAUCUUUGGGAAAGAGAUAGUGACUCGAAGGAAAAAUCCUCAAGACGUGGAAAGCAUACUUACACCCUCAGCAAGGAACCCAUGCACCCAUGCCAGGUCGUUUGUUGAUGUUGUCAAGGGGACAAAUAAAGAUAGAAAAGAGAAAAUAGAGGCUAAAGAGACGAAAACUACUGGGAAAAGUAUUAAGUUGCUAUCCUUUGGGAUGCCCAUUGAUCCAAUUAAGAUACUUGGGGGGUUAAACAUGCUCCUUGAAUUCGAAAGCACAAGUGAGAAGGAAGAGUUUCUAAAUAAUGGAAAAGAGAUUUGGCAACCAUGGUUCAAAAAUGUCACAUCCUGGGAAAUUAAACAUAAUUUCAAUGAACGAAUCGCGUCUCUAAUUAUCCAAGGUGUGCCCCAGCAUGCAUGGUGUGAAGAGGUUUUCAACAUCAUUGCGAGUAAGUGGGGGUUAGUGGUUAUUCCAGAAGAGUGUGAUAUUGAUUCUCCUAAUUUGGCAUUCGGGAGGGUUGGAAUCCUCGCAUCUCACCUCGGUAGCAUCAGUUCUUUUAUUACAAUUAUGGUGGACGGAACUCCAUAUAUGAUAAAUGUUAUGGAGGACAUCUUUGAAUCCCUGAAGCUCAGUCCGGUGCUUGGUGCAAAUGAUUUCUACCAGAAGAUGACAUGGUGGGAUGAAGAUAGUAUUGGUGAAAAUGACAGUCUCAAUAGUGAAGUCCCGAUUCAACCUGAGCAUAUGUUAGCGUCACCGGAAUCAUCCCCGACGAAGUUUCAGCAACCAAGUCACCGGGAAAGGGAAGAGGAACAGUCGUAUGGUAAUGUCUUAGGCUACGGAACCAAGGAGUCUCCUCGAAACUCCAAAUCUGGGGAACCUCAAAUGGCAAGCGUUCCGCCUCUGUCGUCGGACUUAGGUACUGCUAUGUCUGGAAAUACACCCUCCUUGUGCCUUAAUAGAAAAUGGGCCCAUUCCUCCCUUAAUACGAAUGGACAUCAUCCCAGUAAUUCUUUGGACUUAAACAGAGCCCCGUCUCAAUCUAUCCCAUCCAAAUCUUCAGAUCCCCACUCUGGUCGUAUUAACAGGCCAUCCACUCCAGUGCAUCCGUGUUUGCAUAAUGUCCCCUCUCCCAUUCAAAUAACCCCCUUCACUCUCCCCAUCGGUGUUCGCCAAAACUCGCAGGGGGAUCUGUCCAGGUCAUAA